Molecule: messenger RNA, 606 nt
Organism: Fragaria vesca subsp. vesca
Lineage: Eukaryota; Viridiplantae; Streptophyta; Magnoliopsida; Rosales; Rosaceae
Exons: 4
Coding region: 1-606 (201 amino acids)
Source: RefSeq, a predicted model, not a curated record
AUGGCAGUCACUAUGACGAAGAUGUCUGUGCUUAUUGGAGCGCUGGGUAUACUUUCGUUUCUGUUUGGCAUUCUCGCUGAAACUAACAAGCCUGCAGCUGGAGUUCCCAUAAUAGGGAGAGGCAUGGUGAUUUGCAAGUACCCGUCUGAUCCAACCCUUGCCUAUGCGUGGCUAUCCUUUGGGUUUCUUUUGCUAUGUUCUGUUGAUAGUGGCUUCUCUAUAUUUUACAGCUACAAAGGCAGAAAAGCUCCCACAUCUGUUUUCUUCCAGAGCACUAACUUCAACUUCUUCUUCACCAUUACCCUGUUUACAAUAGGAUUAGCAGCUGCAUUUUUGCUAUGGCCUAUAAUGACGCAUCAUCACCCAAAUUAUAACAUUACUGGAAAUCGAAACUCCCACAGUGCUACUUGCCCAACUGCUAAAACUGGUUUGCUUGGUGGAGGAGCCUUCUUGUCUCUCAACUCAUCGCUAUUCUGGUUAGUUUGCUUCAUGUUGGCCAGCAAUGCAAGAGAGGACUACUUUGAAGAUUUGGACAGUGUCAAAAAACCUAAGCACAUUGAGAAAACUGAAGCUGGACAUGCUAAUAAGUUCAUUGUGAAAGCUUGA